AUGAUGAAGCCUGAACACGACGCUACCUUCUCACGCAUGAACAAAAUCGAUGUCUGGGGAUCUUUGGAGGCCGAGGGAAAAAUAUUCAUAAUGAUGAAGCCUCAACACGACGCUACCUUCUCACGCAUGAACAAAAUCGAUGACUGGGGAUCUUUGGAGGCCGAGGGAAAAAUAUUCAUAAUGACGAAGCCUCAACACGAGGCUUCCCCCUCAACCGCCCUCAAAAUCAAUGACUGGGGAUCAUUGGAGGCCGAGGGAAAAAUAUUAAUAAUGAUGAAGCCUGAACACGACGCUACCUUCUCACGCAUGAACAAAAUCGAUGGCUGGGGAUCUUUGGAGGCCGAGGGAAAAAUAUUCAUAAUGAUGAAGCCUCAACACGACGCUACCUUCUCACGCAUGAACAAAAUCGAUGGCUGGGGAUCUUUGGAGGCCGAGGGAAAAAUAUUAAUAAUGAUGAAGCCUCAACACGACGCUACCUUCUCAAUCGCAUGA
Messenger RNA from Necator americanus (New World hookworm), 492 nucleotides. RefSeq lists its product as uncharacterized. Bases 1 to 492 code for a protein of 163 amino acids. The record is from RefSeq and is a predicted model, not a curated record. NCBI's taxonomy places the organism in Eukaryota, Metazoa, Nematoda, Chromadorea, Rhabditida, Ancylostomatidae. The transcript has a single exon.